AAACGAUAAUAAAUGAGUCAAUUGGUGACCAUUAAGAUGAUGGCCAACACUGACCGGCAAGUGUUGGCUCAUUUUGGCUCUACGGGAGUUCCGGCUGAUGCCGAUUAUAAACUUAAAGCCGAUGACAACAAAGCGUCUAAAUUGCAUGUCUUGGACGUCAAUACAAACAUGAAUUUUGUUGGCCAGCAGUCGGGAACCAAAGCGUCUGAAUAUUACAUCGGUGUCCGCAAAGGUAAUGUUCUCGAAGUUUAUCCCGUGUCGAUGUAUCGCAUGAAAGCCGUUGUCGAGUCCAAUGAACGGACACAGAUCUCCUCACAGGCCUCAAUGACUUUCAAAGAACAAUUAGAAGAAAUGAAAGAGAAAUUUGGUUCCCGACGGACACAAAGACAACUGGCCAGCAAACGAAAGUAUGCCAUCGAGUUUGGCGAAGAAGAUGUCGAACACAUUGAGACACAAACCAAAGAAGUUGAGACAAGUAUUAAUGAAGUGAAACCAAAACGAAAUAUCGAUAUUCUUCCCCAACAAACACGAGACGCGAUUUCUGUCGAAGAAGUCUAUGAUAUGAAUGAAAUAAUUAUUGAAAACGAAAGGUUUAUUCUGAAACAAUAUGAAGAGGAAAUGUUUGCUGCGAUUGACAAUACAUUUAUCAAAUUUUUGUUGUCUUCUUCAAACAAUUCCGAUAGAAAAUUAAUGGCUAUUUAUAUAGAUCUUAUUAUAACAUUAGUUAGUCUGAAAGUACCCGAUUGGAAGAAAUCAGAUCCAUUGCCAUCACUUAAUUCAGACGUUAAAGAUUUUCUAUUUGAACGAUAUAUAACAACAGUACCAAUGGGUCCCAAAAAAGUUAAAUAUUCAUUGAUUAACAAAGAGAAAGAUAGACUACAUAUUUAUGGUAUAAUCUUGAGUUUUAUGCUUUUUAAUUAUAAACCAAUUGAAUUGGAAACACUUCAGAAAGCAUUCAAAAUUCAACCGAAACAACUCAAGAAAUUGGUCGAAAUUAUCGGUUGUUAUAUCGAAUCGAUUAAAAACAUUUCGGGUAUCAAUAGUAAGUUUGCAGUUCUUAGAGUACCACUUAAUGAGUAUAAAGAGGCUAAAGAAACGAGUUUCAGAAGAAAAUGAGUAAAAAUGUGAUAUUUAAUGCUAUAAAUUAUGUAAAUUAUAUAUAUAUUCUGAUUUAA
This is a messenger RNA of Oppia nitens, 1175 nucleotides long. RefSeq lists its product as uncharacterized. Gene Ontology annotation, cellular component: RNA polymerase I complex. The coding region runs from base 13 to 1116 and encodes 367 amino acids. Gene Ontology annotation, biological process: transcription elongation by RNA polymerase I; RNA polymerase I preinitiation complex assembly; nucleolar large rRNA transcription by RNA polymerase I. The record is from RefSeq and is a predicted model, not a curated record. The transcript has a single exon. NCBI's taxonomy places the organism in Eukaryota, Metazoa, Arthropoda, Arachnida, Sarcoptiformes, Oppiidae. Gene Ontology annotation, molecular function: DNA binding.